Coffea eugenioides is the source of this 441-nucleotide messenger RNA. Its product is annotated as auxin-responsive protein SAUR32-like. The transcript is spliced from 3 exons. NCBI's taxonomy places the organism in Eukaryota, Viridiplantae, Streptophyta, Magnoliopsida, Gentianales, Rubiaceae. Gene Ontology annotation, biological process: response to auxin. The record is from RefSeq and is a predicted model, not a curated record. The coding region runs from base 1 to 441 and encodes 146 amino acids.
AUGGAAGAAUUCUCGGGUGGCUCUAGUGCCGUGGUGCCCAAAGGGUAUCUAGCAGUAUACGUGGGAGAAGGGCUCAAGAGAUUUGUGAUCCCAAUGGAGGAUCUGGGUCACCAAGCUUUUGGGAUUCUACUGACAGAAGCUGAAGAAGAGUUUGAGUUCCAACAAGGAGUUCUAAAGAUCCCUUGCCAAGUUGCUGUCUUUGAGAAGAUCCUGAAGAUGAUGAACAAGAGGAGGGAUGCGCCGAAUGCAUUUCACUUGCACGAUUUCAGGUUGAAGACAUUGAAGGUAUCAUACAUUGUGAGGAAUCAUGUCACCCUACCUUUCAUAGAUGAUCAGCAUGCGACCUCUCACAGAUUUUUGGGCUUUGCCAAAGCUCUGAACGACGUCCUUGAUGGCAUGGCAAAGAAGGGUUUACCAAUUCCUCCUGCCUGCCAAAAUUAA